Messenger RNA from Fusarium oxysporum Fo47, 852 nucleotides. Its product is annotated as putative short chain oxidoreductase/dehydrogenase. The record is from RefSeq and is a predicted model, not a curated record. The transcript has 2 exons. Bases 1 to 852 code for a protein of 283 amino acids. NCBI's taxonomy places the organism in Eukaryota, Fungi, Ascomycota, Sordariomycetes, Hypocreales, Nectriaceae.
AUGUCUUGCCCUGAUUGGCUGAUCACCGGAUGCUCUUCAGGGUUUGGGCUAGAGAUAGCCCGCAGAGCCCUCACAAAGGGACACCGAGUUAUUGCGACCUCCCGGAAUCCCAAGAAGAACGAAGAUCUCGUUCAAGAGAUUGAGUCGAAGGGCGAUCGAUGGAUUGCCUUGGAUGUGACAGCGCCCGAUUUGUCGAGCGUGGUUGACAAAGCCAAGGCACUAUAUGGAACAAUUGACAUACUUGUCAACAAUGCUGGAUUUAGUCUCAAUGGAGGAUUCGAGGAUCUAAGCGAGGACGACCUCCGGGCCCAGUUUGAGACCAACGUCUUUGAUGUUUUCAAGAUGAUGAAGGCCGUGUUACCUGGGAUGCACGAGCGGCAGUCCGGUAUUGUGAUCAACAUUGGAUCAACGGGCGGUCUGAGAUCUUUACCUGGUGUCAGCCUAUACGCAUCGUCAAAACAUGCCCUGGAAGGCCUCACUGAGGCCGUUUGGCACGAAUACCGCGACUUCAACGUUAAAAUUGUUCUGGUUGAACCCGGCCCUUUUCGGACCAAUUUUUUGGGUGGAAAUGCGGCCGUCAUCCGUCCGAUGAGCUCGUUUUACAAAGGCACGAGCACUGAAACCACCUUGAAUCACCUUAAAGAUUCCCAUGGAGACCAACCAGGAGACCCAAUCAAAGCUGCCACAAUAAUUGUUGAUUACGCGUUGGGUGAAGGAUCAGCCAAAGGGUCUAAUGAGUUCUUGAGACUGCCCUUAGGGUCUGGAGCUCUGAAAAUAGUUCAAGGCAAGAUCGAGUCGCUGGAAGAGAACUUGGCAGGGGUGAGGGAAAUGGCCCAGAGUGCAGACUUCUGA